UGGCAUUGUCAAAUCGUAAAACGUCAUUAACGUCAAAUUUAUCAAAACAAGACGUGAUUUUCCCGCGACAUCAAAACUUUGUGAGUGUUUUUAACACAAAAACUUUUCAUUAACAAUGAAUCCUACUGACUUGAAAAACUUUAUUGAAGCCUUGGACACGGUAAAGAAAGAUUACACAUGUGGAGUGUGCAAUAACAUAUGUAAAGAACCCGUAGUUUUGAAGAAAUGUUUUCAUCUUAUAUGCGCUGAACACACCGGUUUGAAACACUGCCCAACCUGCAAAAUACCUUUGGAUGACUGUGCCACGUACAUCGAUGACCAGCUAAGAGUAUCUAUAGACUCCGCUAAACAGUUAGACAAGAUAUUUGAGCAAUUCCGGCAAAAGGAACCUACCGUUACGUCGGCUAAGAAACCUACUAAGAACGACUCUGUCCCCGCGUCUGUUAAGAGCGCUGUCACUCUAUCUAGUGCUAAGAAGCCCCUGUCUGAUAAGACGAACUCUCGUCCGGACUUAAGCGAGACUAUAAACUCGAAUUUCAGCUCAAAAUUCAACAAAACAAAUGAAAAACGCAACAACAAAGGUGAAACAGCCCUCCAUAUUGUCUGCCGUCUCGGUAAGAUCGAUAGACUUAAGGAGUUACUGAGUUUAGGUGCUAAUACUAAUACUAAAGACAACGCUGGCUGGACACCUUUGCAUGAGGUCGUUCAAAACGGUCGAUUAGACCUUGUCAAGCUUUUACUACAGUAUAAUACCCUAAUAGAUGUGCCAGGACAAGGUAAUGAGACACCCCUACAUGAAGCCGUAAGAUACAACCAUGUAGAAAUCGCUGAAGAACUCGUAAAGCAUGGAGCUGAUAUGAACGCACGGAACUGCAAAGGAGAAACACCAUACCAACUCGCUUCGGUCGAUGUCAAGAACAGAUUACGACUUGCAAGUGAUAAUAUACUGCAAACGCAAAGCGUUAACGUUUCCCACAUUGCUGCUGUGUAUACGGAGAUAGAAAAUGAUGAUAUUCGCUUGUUUUGCGUGUCCCAGUACCGUAGUCUACUUAACAAGCUGAAAAUAUUAGCGAAACACCACAGCAAUGUUAAUAUUGAAGCUAAAUUUACAAAAAAGGUCACGCAUUUGAUUGUAGACACCGAAGACAGAGUAUGUAGUCCAAGUUUGGAUAUUUUGCAAGGAAUCGUCAGCAGCGUUUGGAUUAUAUCCUCAGAAUGGGCAACAAAGUCUACCGAAGAUCAUUUAGAACCUUUCGAGGAUUACGAAGUCCAAGGCGUCGGAACUAAAACGUAUAUGGGACCAAGAAACUCUCGUUUCAAUAAGUACAAGCAGUUACCGGGCAUUUUUAACGGCUGCCAUUUCUAUUUACAUAAUUUCAAUACUAAAUAUGAAAUUUCGAAGUCAAUUGUGCUAACGAAAGCUAUUUUAACAAAAUUGAUCACGGAUGCAGGUGGCAUAGUAUUACGAAGGGCACCAAACCCGGAAUUGAUACCGGAAAACGAGAAAUUGGUACCGUACCAUGCGAAAAAAGAUGGAAAGUUAGUGAACUGUUCCCAUUAUAUAAUAUUUAAAGAAAUGUAUGAGCCUAUGUAUAAUAUGCAGCAUUUGAAAGCUCUGCCAAUCGGUUGGUUGAUAGAAUGCAUUGAAAAAUAUGAAUUGUGUGAACCAUGGUAGCGUGUGCUUGGAAAUUACUGAAAAUAAUUGUUUAAGUAUCAUUUAAGUUGAAGAAUAUUUUGUUUUAAAUUUAUAAGCUCUCUAA
Messenger RNA from Helicoverpa armigera (cotton bollworm), 1760 nucleotides. Its product is annotated as BRCA1-associated RING domain protein 1. The record is from RefSeq and is a predicted model, not a curated record. Gene Ontology annotation, biological process: protein K6-linked ubiquitination. Bases 116 to 1675 code for a protein of 519 amino acids. The transcript has a single exon. Gene Ontology annotation, cellular component: BRCA1-A complex; BRCA1-BARD1 complex. Gene Ontology annotation, molecular function: ubiquitin-protein transferase activity; protein binding. NCBI's taxonomy places the organism in Eukaryota, Metazoa, Arthropoda, Insecta, Lepidoptera, Noctuidae.